This is a messenger RNA of Gopherus evgoodei (Goodes thornscrub tortoise), 2527 nucleotides long. It is a transcript of the gene PRPF38B, whose product is annotated as pre-mRNA processing factor 38B. The transcript is spliced from 6 exons. Gene Ontology annotation, cellular component: precatalytic spliceosome. NCBI's taxonomy places the organism in Eukaryota, Metazoa, Chordata, Testudines, Testudinidae. Bases 94 to 1731 code for a protein of 545 amino acids. The record is from RefSeq and is a predicted model, not a curated record.
GUUAGUGGAGACAGCGCCCGGCUUGGCUACUCGCCUUUCGGUGCAGCGAGUCAGUCCCCCGCCCCGGCCGGAGCACUGAGCCGCCGUGGCACUAUGGCCAACAACAGCCCCGCGGCAGGCGCCGGCAAUUGCCAGCAGCAGCAGGCGGCCCAGCACCAGGCCGGAUCCGUCCCGCCGGCUCAGCCUCCGCUGCAGAGCGGGGCCCCCAAACCGGCGGCCUCGGGCAAGCAAGGCAACGUGCUGCCGCUGUGGGGAAACGAGAAGACCAUGAACCUGAACCCCAUGAUCCUCACCAACAUCCUCUCCUCGCCCUACUUCAAGGUGCAGCUCUACGAGCUCAAGACCUACCACGAGGUGGUGGACGAGAUCUACUUCAAGGUUACACAUGUUGAACCAUGGGAGAAAGGGAGCAGAAAAACAGCAGGCCAGACAGGGAUGUGCGGAGGGGUGCGAGGUGUUGGAACUGGAGGAAUUGUGUCUACAGCUUUUUGCCUGCUAUACAAAUUAUUUACUCUGAAACUCACUCGUAAGCAAGUGAUGGGCCUCAUUACACACACAGAUUCUCCGUAUAUUAGGGCUCUUGGAUUUAUGUAUAUUAGGUACACACAGCCUCCUACUGAUCUAUGGGACUGGUUUGAAUCGUUCCUUGAUGAUGAAGAGGACCUGGAUGUGAAGGCAGGUGGGGGUUGUGUUAUGACCAUUGGGGAGAUGCUUCGUUCCUUUCUUACUAAGCUCGAAUGGUUUUCAACAUUGUUUCCAAGAAUUCCUGUUCCAGUCCAGAAAAACAUUGAUCAGCAAAUAAAAACCAGACCUAGAAAAAUCAAGAAGGAUGCCAAGGAGGGAGUGGAAGAAAUAGACCGACAUGCAGAGCGUAGACGUUCAAGGUCUCCAAGAAGGUCUGUGAGCCCCAGGAGGUCUCCUAGAAGAUCCAGAAGCAGAAGUCAUCAUCGGGAAGGCCAUGGAUCAUCUAGUUUUGAUAGAGAACUAGAACGGGAGAGAGAACGGCAGAGAUUAGAACGUGAAGCUAAAGAGAGAGAAAAAGAGAGGCGAAGAUCACGAAGUACUGAUCGUGCAUUAGAGCGGAGGCGAAGCAGAAGCAGAGAGAGACACAGAAGCCGUAGUCGAAGUCGUGAUAGAAAGGGAGAUAGAAGAGACAGGGAUAGAGAGCGGGAGAAAGAAAAUGAACGAAGCAGGAAAAAAGAUAGAGACUAUGAUAAGGAAAAGGGUAAUGAAAGAGAGAGGUCAAGGGAGCGGUCAAAAGACAGGAAAAGUAAGGGUGAAAUAGAAGAGAAAAGACACAAAGAUGACAAGGAUGAAAAGAAGCACAGGGAUGAUAAGAGAGAUUCCAAAAAAGACAGAAAACAUAGCAGAAGUCGAAGCAGGGAGAGGAAGCAUAGGAGUAGGAGUAGAAGUAAGAAUACAGGUAAGCACAGUAGAAGCAGGAGCAAGGAGAAAUUAAGUAAACAUAAAAAUGAAAGUAAAGAUAAAUCAAAUAAACGAAGUAGAAGUGGAAGCAGAGGAAGAACCGAUAGUGUUGAAAAGUCCAGAAAACGAGACCACAGUCCCAGCAAAGAGAGAUCCCGAAAGCAUAGUAGAAGCAAAGAACGAUCCCUUAAACGUGAUCACAGUGAUAGCAAGGACCAUUCAGACAAACAGGAUUGUCGAAGGAGCCAAAGUACAGAACGAGAGAGCCAAGAAAAGCAACAUAAAAACAAAGAUGAGACUGUGUGAACUCAAUGAAAAGUGGAUCACAUUGAAUCCUAUAAAUCUUUGAUUAAAUCCUGCUUAUUUUUUUCUUAAAGUUGAGAUUGUGCAGUAGUUGAGCACUCUUUUUUCAACCUCCCUCUAGGCUGCAGAUUGUCAUUUCCUAUGUUAGGUAGGGAAGUGCCUUUGUAAUCCCAUUUGAUGCAUUGAUGGUUUCAAUCCAUGUGUUUAGUUUAAUUCAUAAUACAAAGAUUGUUCUUGCAUUUUUAUUGUUCAGAUGUUUCUCAAAUGUACAGUCUGUACAUAUGUCCUGAAAAUGUUUUAAUUCCUUUGGUAUGGUUGCCAUGUUGGUUAAAUUUGUAUAAGGCAAUAAACUGCCACUAAUUCUACUUUUGUUUUGUAGAUGUGGAAGUAUGGUUUAUAUCUAGAAAUUAGCAUGGCUGUGCUUUGCAUAAUAGUAUGACAGAAGCUUUGGGGGUGGGUCUUGAUUAUGUAUUAUAGCUCAAAUAUUUAUGUGCAUAUGAUGUACACAAGGGCUGAAGACUUAGAAUUAACUUGUGUCCAUUGUAUCUACUGUCUUGGAAAGCUUUUUAAAAUGUAUUAUGUUUUAAUCCCCAACAAAGUGUUAUAUUUAGAGUAGGUUUUCAAGCAGGUAGCAAUUUUUAAUGCAGGGAUUUAGAUUAUGCUAUGGCUUAUUUAGUAACCCUCUUAGAAAUGCUACCUCAGAGGGACACUGUUAAGGUUGGUAAGCAUGUACCAUAACUACCUAUGCAUUUUUUCUUUCCUGUUUAAAAAGUCCAUGUAAAUUUGCUCUUCUUUUAAA